CUUCAGGUCAUCUUUGCCACGCUUUACUCUCAUUUGUUUGCAUGCUUGCCAAGAAGCAUUCCUUCCUGUACAUAUUAAGACUCUAGCAUUCUCCAUCUCUUUUUUUAUCAUUAACCAUGUCUGUUCUGAACAACAGCAGGCCCGCUGUGGAUGGGGCCACUUCGGACCUUCUCAUGGAUCUUCAUGUCAAGUAUAUUCAGGCACUUGACACGAAGAAGAAUGAUCUCGAGUACUGGUUGACAGAGCAUCUUCGCGUCAAUGGCCUCUAUUGGGGUGCUACCGCGCUUCACAUCCUUGGUAAACCCGAAGCACUCGAUCAGGAUCAGAUCGUCGAAUACCUGGUGAAAUGCCAACAUGAGAACGGUGGAUUCGGAGGCCAUAUCGAUCACGAUCCGCACAUUUUGUCAACGCUGAGUGCAGUUCAAGUGUUAAUUACUUAUGACCGAUUAGAUGCUAUCAAUGUUGACAAGGUCGUGGACUACAUCGUGUCCUUGCAGAACGAGGAUGGAUCCUUCAGUGGAGACUCAUGGGGCGAAACAGAUACUCGGUUCAUCUUUUGCGCAAUCAACUGUCUUAGUCUACUAAAGAGAUUGGAUGAUAAGCGCCUGAAUUUAAAAAAGACUAUUGAUUAUAUUGUACAAUGCCGGAACUUUGAUGGCGGGUUCGGGAGCUCGCCUGGAGGGGAGAGCCAUGCUGCUCAGGUAUAUGUUUGCGUAGGAACAUUGACCAUUUUGAAUGCUUUACAUCACGUUGACGCAGACCAGCUCGGUUGGUGGCUCAGUGAGAGACAAUUGAAGAACGGCGGUUUGAACGGUCGGCCUGAAAAGCUGGAGGAUGUAUGUUACUCGUGGUGGGUUUUGAGUAGUUUAAGUAUGCUGAAGCGGGCCCAUUGGAUUGAUGCAAACAAGUUGACCCAAUUCAUUCUCGAGGCACAGGAUUCAGAAACAGGUGGCAUUGCUGAUCGAUCAGGCAAUAUCCCUGAUGUAUUCCACACUAACUUUGGUAUCUGUGGACUAUCUCUGCUGAGAUAUCCUGGCUUGGUGCCAGUAGAUCCUGUCUACUGUAUGCCUCGUCAUGUGAUUCAGCGGAUCGGGCUCACCGACAAGCAUUAAUACCGUAGUUCCUAGACCAGGAAGUAUCCAGAAUUGCAGAACCUUUGCAUUACUCGACGUAUUUCAAUAAAGAAUAGCCUGUAUGCUUGUACGCG
Molecule: messenger RNA, 1207 nt
Organism: Lobosporangium transversale
Lineage: Eukaryota; Fungi; Mortierellomycota; Mortierellomycetes; Mortierellales; Mortierellaceae
Product: terpenoid cyclases/protein prenyltransferase alpha-alpha toroid
Exons: 5
Coding region: 117-1112 (331 amino acids)
Biological process (GO): protein geranylgeranylation
Cellular component (GO): Rab-protein geranylgeranyltransferase complex
Molecular function (GO): Rab geranylgeranyltransferase activity
Source: RefSeq, a predicted model, not a curated record